Molecule: messenger RNA, 1563 nt
Organism: Ostrinia nubilalis (European corn borer)
Lineage: Eukaryota; Metazoa; Arthropoda; Insecta; Lepidoptera; Crambidae
Product: putative serine protease K12H4.7
Exons: 1
Coding region: 1-1422 (473 amino acids)
Biological process (GO): proteolysis
Molecular function (GO): serine-type exopeptidase activity; dipeptidyl-peptidase activity
Source: RefSeq, a predicted model, not a curated record
AUGAUAUUUUUGAAAGGGUUGUGGUUUUACGUUAUAACCCUCCUCAAUCUUAAAACUUGUUAUGGAUUCUUCCACUUCGAAGGCGAUCAUCAUCUGCGAGAUGUUUCACCGCCAAAAGGUGAAGUAAUAGUUAUUGACGAAGCUACGAUGACGCAGCCAUUGGACCACUUCGAUCCUGCGGAAAAUAGAACAUGGGAGAUGAAUUACCACUAUUUCAAUUAUAAACAUUUUAAACCUGGUGGGCCUCUUGUAUUGUACACAGGAGGCAAUCACCCCUAUAACAUUAAUCAGAUCGUCAAUUUUCUAAUCAUGAAUUUUGCAAAAGAAGUUAACGCUACCGUGAUGAUACCAGAACAUAGAUUCUACGGUAAAAGUGUUCCUAACGGCGAUAUGAGUGUAGAGAACUUGGCUUACUUAAGUUCGACGCAAGCUCUUUCCGAUUUGAAAAACUUCAUAGAAUAUAUAAAGCGUGAAGAUCUUUAUAAAAAUAGCAAAGUCGUUGUCUUCGGCGGUUCAUACUCAGGAAAUCUAGCCGCCUGGGCGAGGAUGUUGUAUCCCGAUUUAGUAGACGCAGCCCUAUCAAGUAGUGCUCCCCUGUUAGCUAAGUCAGAUUUUUAUGAAUACCUUGAUGUAGUUGGUGAUCUUUUCAAGAAAUAUGGAUCUUCUGCUUGUUAUGAGAAAGUAGCUGAAAUUUUCCAACGCUACGAAAAGUUACUAAAAUCUGACGAGGGAAUUGAGCAGCUUAAAAAAGAACAUAAAAUUUGCAAAGGGACUGAUAUGAAGGUCCUGGAAAACCAACAUACCUUUUUUUACUAUAUCUUAACACAUUUUACAUCUAUGGUACAAAAUCCAACACGGAUACAAAAUUACUGUAAUCAUACCAUCACUUCAAAUAGUAUUCAUGAUUGGAAGUGGAACAAGCAAUUGCAGUUUGAAAAUUCACAUCCCAUUUGUUUUAACUAUGACUUUGCCGAUAUGAUUGAAGAUAUAAAAGAAAAUUUUUAUUUCAAACCAUGGCUUUAUCAGACUUGUACCGAAUUUGGUUAUAUGCAAUCCACUUCAUCGAAUAAUCAUCCUUUUACAAAUAACUUACCGGUUUCAUUCUUUUAUAAAAUGUGUACAGACGUAUUCGGCCCAGAAUUUGAUCAGGCACGUAUGGAAGAUGGUGUUAAGAAAACCAACGAAAAAUAUGGUGGCCUGACGCCAAAUGUGGACAGAGUAGUUUUCGUUAACGGAGACAUGGACCCAUGGCACAAACUUGGUGUUUUGACAGAUCUUUCAGAUGAAGCUCCGGCCAGGGUCAUACCAGAUGCGGGUCAUUGUUCAGACCUCUGGCUUUUCGAUGAAGACGAUAAACCCGAAAAGGUUGCAGAGGUCAGAGAGUUUACGAUGAAGAAACUAAAGGAAUGGAUUGGAAUGUAACAUACUCUCUUUAUUAAGAUUGUUGUGUAUUUGGAUGCCACUCUCAGGGUUGACAUUUUAAUAUAAUAUUAUGUUUAUUCGGGAUGACCUCUAGAACUGUUUUUUCUUACGUGACACAAAGUUCCACGUGUCGAGAGACAG